Molecule: messenger RNA, 1656 nt
Organism: Colletotrichum truncatum
Lineage: Eukaryota; Fungi; Ascomycota; Sordariomycetes; Glomerellales; Glomerellaceae
Product: ricin b lectin
Biological process (GO): carbohydrate metabolic process
Molecular function (GO): hydrolase activity, hydrolyzing O-glycosyl compounds
Source: RefSeq, a predicted model, not a curated record
AUGAUUUCCAAAAUAUCACGAAUGUCCUCCGGCACCAAGUCCGCAAACUUUUCCAAUCCGGUGCUUUGGGAAGACCUGCCAGAUCCCGAGGUAUUCCGGGUUGGUGAGACUUACUAUAUGAGUGCUUCCUCGUUUCACUUCUCACCAGGCGCACCCAUCCUCAGAUCAUACAAUCUUGUUGAUUGGGAAUAUAUCGGCCAUUCGAUACCGGAACUACCACCUAGCUCUCGAUUCUCCCUGGACAACGAAAGACCUGUCGCUUACGGAAAGGGAGUCUGGGCUUCGACUGCGAAAUAUCGCGAGAGCGAUGGGCUGUUCUACUUCUACAGCGCCAUACAGGGGACGGACAAAACCUACGUCUACACGGCCAAGGAUCCGGCAGAAAGAUGGACGGCACAUCCCCCGAUCGAGAGGUUCUAUUACGACCUUGGCUUGCUGAUCGACGAUGAUGACACGCUCUAUAUGGCCUAUGGAACAAAGUCUAUUGAGGUAGCACAGCUGUCUGCAGAUGGGCUGACGGAAGUCACCAGUAAGUCUGCCUUCCAGGUCGUGUACACGUCGGACGAGUACCUCGAGGGAGCUCGGAUGUACAAGAUUAACGGCAUGUACUAUAUCUGGGUCACGAAGCCAUGGGACGGACAAUACGUACUCAAGUCAUCUGGCGGGCCGUUUGGGCCGUACGAAGCACGCGAAAUACUUGCGGACAUGCGUCCCCCAGUGGCGGGAGCUGGCGCUCCACAUCAAGGAGGACUGGUCGACACCCCCCAAGGCCAAUGGUACUACAUGGCCUUUAUCGAUGCCUUCCCUGCAGGUCGUAUUCCCGUCCUGGCUCCGGUUGUCUUUGACUGUGAAGGGUGGCCAAAGGUGAUAGGCGACUACCCAGAUACGCGAGGUCAGUGGCGAGUAGAGUAUCCGCACAUAACAACCGAUACACAAUUAGUAGACCGCCCCGCCACAUGCCUCAGGAGACACGACUUCAAGCAUUCAAGUCUCGACCAUUGCUGGGAGUGGAACCACAACCCUGCCAACUCGGAAUGGAGCCUCCAAGACAGCCGCCUGGUACUCAAGACUGCUACCGUGACGCAAAGCCUCCACCAAGCCGCCAACACCCUCACCCACCGUACGAUUGGGCCAGGAAGCAUCGCCACCUUCUGUGUAGAUGCCUCAGAGCUCAAGGACGGAGACAGGGCCGGAGCAACCCUGUUUCGCGAUGAGAGUGCCUACAUAGGUAUCCACAAAGAUGGCGAUAUUGCUAGACUUGUUUUUGUUGACGGCGCCAAGAUGGAGCCAAAAGACACAGCCGUCGGAUGGUCAAAUGGUCGUCCUGUUGCUCUAGACUGGAAGUGGGUUUCAAAUGGUUCCAUCAAAGGAGAAGCGCCCUUGAAGCACAGCCGUGUAUGGUUGCGGAUCAAGGCAGACGUGAGACCUGUCUGUUACGAUGGGCAUGAGAAAUUGUCACGUCAGGCUGUAUUUGAGUAUGGCUACGAUGGUACAACGUUUACACAACUGGGUCCCAAGCAUACCCUUUCGAAAUCCUUAGCGGGCUUCACCGGUCAUCGUUUUGGACUGUUCAACUUUGCGACUCGGGCUCUCGGGGGACGGUUGUUGGUAGAGUUCUGUGACAUUGAGUUAUGGAAUCCUGAAGACGAGAAAUAA